Messenger RNA from Penicillium soppii, 2622 nucleotides. RefSeq names its product M protein repeat protein. The transcript is spliced from 3 exons. Gene Ontology annotation, cellular component: Golgi apparatus; endoplasmic reticulum. Lineage: Eukaryota; Fungi; Ascomycota; Eurotiomycetes; Eurotiales; Aspergillaceae. Bases 1 to 2622 code for a protein of 873 amino acids. The record is from RefSeq and is a predicted model, not a curated record.
AUGGCACAGGAUUCAAAGCCAACGAAGCCAAAAUGGGGGAUGGGAUCGUUUCUUCAGCAGGCAGUGGCGGGCGUGGAAUCUCGGUUGGAUCACAUCUUGAUGGACGAGGAGGGGAACCAGACCAGCUCGACUGGAAAGCCCACUGAGACCCAAAAUGAGGAAGCACUUUCGGGGAAGGCCCCUGCUGCAUCUAUUUCCCGCAGUUCAUCGAGCGCAAAAAGAAACGACCGUCUCCAGGAACGUCUUGCCCGAGCCAUGAUAAAGCAAAAUGCGUCGAAUCUCUCUUCGCAGUCCCCACAAAGCCGAGUAUCAUCUCCGCCUGCUAGUCCGGUACCGAGUAAUGGAGCUCGGUCCAGUAUGGACAUUGACUCGAGUGCUGCAUCGGUUUCAAGUGUACCGGAAGGCCCAAAAAGCCCACCGCCAAACGGAGAGAGUGCUACGGCUGCAUUGGCUUCCCCCAGAAUCAGCUACGACUCUGGAGUAUCAUCACGUCUUUCCGCAGACAUCAGCAUCGCAGAGUCUGCUCCUAGGGCGUCUGUUGAUGUAGUUCAAGCAAGUACCGAUUCCGCAAGGGCUAGCCAAGAACUCCCGAGCUCGCAACGGACCGAGGCACCGAGUGCUCUUGCUUCAGGUGACAGUCCACGGGUUAGCGUUGAUUUGCCAGAGGAGUCACCGGCGGAGGAGCAAAAUCCAGAUUUUGCCCGAAUGCAAGCUGAUAAUAAAGCCACGGAGCCUCAAUGGCAAGAAGAGGUGCAUGGCUACAUCGAACGUAUCGACGCAUUGCAGUCCAAGCUGAAAUAUCUCGCCAAGGAUGCUGCAGAAUCGGCUAGACAUGCUGCAGCGAGCGCCACCCCGGGAAGUAUGCAGAAGCAGCUUCUAGAGAAGGAUGAGAAGAUCGCUUUGCUCCUCGAAGAAGGCCAAAAGCUAUCUAAAUCAGAGAUGGAUCAUCGGAUUGUGAUCAAGAAGUUGCGCCAGCAACUUACCGACAACACCAAAUCGCUGGCUGAAAUGAAAAAGAAGACAGAGAAACUUGAACGAGACCUGGUCAACUCCGAAGCAAGAGCCAAGAGGGCAGAGAUUGCAGAGAAGAGAAUAACAGAUUCUUUAUCGUCUCAAGCAAAAUUGACUAAAGACAUUGAGGCUGUCACGAAUGAGCGGAAUGCGCUCAGCCAAACCGUUCAAGAGAUGAAGUCGCAAUUGAGCCGUGCGGUCUCUCGCGCCGAGGCUGCUGAAACCAAGGCAAACUCUGAUGCACUGAACCGAGAGAAGCAGCGGGCAGACCGACUAGAGGAAGAGCUUUCCAACUUGGAGAUUGAGCAUGAAAUUAGCGAGGAAAAGGCAAAGAAAGAAAUUGCCGAAUUGCAGGAGAAGAUGGAGAAGGAGAAAGAAAAGGCUAGACUGCUCGAAACUGAGUUGAAGGGAGAGCAGUCCGUCUUGGAAAGCAAGAUGGAGAGUCUUCGAUCUCGCGCCGAAGAAGCUUCAUCGGGUGCGACAGGAGAAACUCAAGCCAAACUCCUGCGCCAGAUUGAAACCCUCCAAACUCAAUAUGCCGCUGCUAGUGAAAACUGGCACACUCUUGAGGGUUCCCUGCUUUCACGGCUGGCCAGCGUGGAAAAGGAACGUGAUGAUACUGGUCGACGGGAGAGUGAUCUGCGCAAGAAGAUCCGGGAAAUGAAUGUCAAAUUGAAGAAGUUUGAAGAGGACCUAGAUAACGCCAAAGAGACCGAGCAUGAACUGAACAGCAACCUCGAGGAACGUGUGCAAGAACUAGAAAAGCUACAGCAAAAGCUCGUGAAAGCGUCAGAGGACCUCACUUCAACACAGAAAGAUAUGGCCGAGCAAAAGAAGACAUGCGACAAAACGUGGGCCCAGAAGCUAGAAGACGAGCGAAUCAAAUGGAGAGACCAGAUACAAGUGAACUCCCCAUCGCAGACGCGCGGAGUUUCCCCCGUGGCAUCUACCCGGCGGUCGAGCACCCUGGACGCCCUGACCCCAGCGCUGUCAGACUUCCGUCCUCCUAGCCGACGCUCAUCUGGUAUGCCAUUUGCUUCACCCGAGAUUGGCACGCCACCUCGGCAAAACUCAUACCCUGCCUCGAUCACCCAAGCAACGCUCUCUCCUCCGCACAUUAACACCAACCCAUCCAUUAUGGAGGCACCCUCCAUCAGCUUUGAGCCGGACGAGUAUUUCGGCGAUUCGGGCACUCCUGCCACUCCUUCGGCUUAUGGUGGUACUCAAGCACCACCACGCGGUAUAAACGACAUUAUCUCUGAGUCCACUGUCGGGGCUGGCCCAUCUGUUCAGUUAGUCGAGCGCAUGAGUGCCACGGUCCGCCGCCUAGAGAGCGAACGUGCCGGCUCCAAGGAUGAGCUGGCACGGGUGACAACCCAGCGUGACGAAGCCCGGCAACAAGUUGUAGACUUAAUGCGCGAACUUGAGGCGAAGCAACUUUCUGCUUCUCGCGUGCAGGAACUCGAAGACGAACUGGAAGACCUUGACCAGCGGUAUCAAACAACUCUUGAGAUGCUGGGCGAGAAGAGCGAACAGGUCGACGAGCUGAAUGCUGACAUCGCGGAUCUUAAGAAAAUCUACCGUGAGCUUGUUGACAGCACCAUGAAAUGA